AAACGCCCAAAUCUGCAUUUAUUGCGUAGCUGGUAGCAUUUUUCUUCCUCCCAAUGUUUUAUUCUUCCCCUCCUUCCCCUCCUUCCCCUUUCUCCUGGUUAACUUAGCCCUUAAGCACCUGUCUCACUCACUUUCUCUAUCGCUGUCUCACGAAACUCUUUAUAAAUAUUUCAAAAAAACUCUAUCUUUCACAGAAGCGGGCAUGGAUUUCUUAACUUCAUCACCAUUUCCUCGCCCUCCUCUUUCUUCUACGCCCACCGAUGAAGGAAGAAGAGAUGAUGAGAGCUCCUCUGGUUCUAAGAUGGUGGAACGACUCAUCGUUGCUUUAAUCACUUGCGUUUUCGCUCUAGUUGGAGCUCCAAUUGGCGCUGUUACAGGAGCGAUGAUUGGCCUUGCAACAGAGACUGGAUUACUCAGAGGAGCUGCCAUUGGAGCCAUCUCUGGAGCAGUUUUCUCCAUUGAGACUGUUGAAUCAUCUGUUGCUCUCUGGCAUUCCCAUGAAUCUGGAAUCUGUAGCAUCUUCUAUGUGGCUGACAUCAUUUGCAGUCUUCUGAGUGGAAGACUUGUUCGUGAGAAAGUUGGCCCUGCAGUCCAAAGCGCAGUGCAGAGUCAGAUGAGUGCUUUGGAGCUGCCAUAUGCUGACGUUCUUGAUAUCUUUGAAAUUGGUGACAUUCGCGGCUUGUCUAAAGAUUCUGUCGAUUUGUUACCAAAGCUUAAGAUCACUUCAGAAAACAACUUAGAUCGCUCUGGACAAAGGAUUAGCUGCUCUGUUUGUUUGCAGGACAUUAAAGUUGGGGAAACAGCGAGGAGAUUACCAUAUUGUCAGCACAUGUUUCAUUUGAGUUGCAUUGAUAGCUGGCUUGUGAGGAAUGGUUCUUGCCCUCUAUGUAGGAGGGAUUUAUGAAGUUUUUAUGUAAUAUUUUUGCUUCAUCUCUAUAUUCUUUUUAUUCUUUUUCACUUA
Phalaenopsis equestris is the source of this 961-nucleotide messenger RNA. Its product is annotated as NEP1-interacting protein 1-like. Bases 203 to 904 code for a protein of 233 amino acids. Lineage: Eukaryota; Viridiplantae; Streptophyta; Magnoliopsida; Asparagales; Orchidaceae. The record is from RefSeq and is a predicted model, not a curated record. The transcript has 5 exons.